Elgaria multicarinata webbii is the source of this 957-nucleotide messenger RNA. Its product is annotated as proto-oncogene Mas-like. Gene Ontology annotation, cellular component: membrane. Gene Ontology annotation, biological process: G protein-coupled receptor signaling pathway. Gene Ontology annotation, molecular function: G protein-coupled receptor activity. The transcript has a single exon. The record is from RefSeq and is a predicted model, not a curated record. NCBI's taxonomy places the organism in Eukaryota, Metazoa, Chordata, Lepidosauria, Squamata, Anguidae. The coding region runs from base 1 to 957 and encodes 318 amino acids.
AUGGCAGAGGCAUACUCCCUGUCUUUCCACACUAUUGGGGCAGUCAAAAACACCGAGACGCAACUGGAGACUGGAUACUACUUGCAAAAAAUAAUUAUGAUCGUAUCUAUUCCAAUUUGCUCCUUGGGAUUAAUUGGGAAUAUAAUUGUCUUCUGGCUUCUUUGCUUCAAGAUCCAGAAAACUAAGUUCACGGUCUAUUUCCUGAACAUGGCACUUGCUGAUCUGACUGUACUCUGCUACUAUGUUAUAGCUUUUGUCUUAUUUUUAAAAGCAAUUCCAAUCAACUUGUUCUAUUUGCACAUCAUGGAGCUGGCGCAUGCAUUUGGAUUCAACGCUAGCACCUAUCUGCUAACAGCUAUCAGUGCUGAGAGGUACCUCAUGGUCUUUUCACCCGGCUGGUAUCAACUUCACCGGCCAAAGUACCUCUCAGAAAUUAUGUGUGCCGUUUUGUGGGGUUUGUCCUGCUUGAUGUCAUUGGUGUUAUAUUUUGCCUGCUAUCUACAAUUUGAUGCAACACUCAGUGAAGUGAAUCACAGUUGUGAGCCUACAAAAUUGUUCAGAGUGAUUGUCAACCUCCUGGUUUUUCUUCCCAUCAUGGUCUUUUCCACAUCGAUCCUCUUUAUCAGAAUGUUGAGAACACUACAGGAAACCCCUCCCGCAAAGCUCGACAUCACCAUUGUGGCCACCGUUCUUCUGUUUCUUCUUUUUGCUGCUUCGGUGAGGAUUAUUGAGAUCAUAGCCCGCUGGGUCCCACAAGUACAUAUACCAGUUGUCUUUCUGAUUUUUCAUUUUCUUGAUGCUAUCGACAGCUCUGGGACCCCUUUUAUAUAUUUCAUUGUUGGCUAUUCGAAAACAGCUUUGGUCGGCAAUCAGCCCAUCAAAACAUUUCUGGAGAGAGCUUUGUUGGAUGAAGGAAAUGAGGGAGAGCAGGUAACGUGGGCCCCAGGAACAAAAUGA